AUGUCGGAUUUAUCCGGGUGUAACCUACACAGUGCUUCUGAAUACGGGGACGUGUGGAAGGUGCGAACGCUGGUGAAGUCGGCUGACGGAAGGCUUGCUUUGAAUAGCGUUCAGGAUGCAGGGAGAACCCCUCUACAGCUUGCAUCCCGCGAAGGCCACGUGCUUGUCGUGGAGGAACUGGUGGCUGCUGGUGCCGAUGUCAACUUCCGUAGCCCCAACGACGGUCGCCAUGCCAUACAUCUUGCUGCCGGCAAGGGGCACAACACGGUGGUGAACAUCCUGUUGGAGGCGGGGGCGGAAGAGGAUGCCGGCAGAGGAUUGUCCUCGACAUGGACAGUUGGGGCCAAUCUGAAAACCCCGCUGGUGGAAGCAAUCGAGAAUGGUCACUUUCCCGUUGUGCAAACACUGCUCUCCAAAGGCGCCGAUGCAACACUUGAUGUUGGAUGUAGUAUGAGAGACCUCGGAGACAUGUCAUUGCGCCCCAUUGACUUUGCUGCACUGCGAGGAGACAAUGAUAUCAUGACUGCCCUUUUGAGCGACAUUGACGGAGACUGUUUCCUCGAAUUCACCAUCAUACUGGCGUGCCGCAGAGGUCACUUUGCCGUGGUGAAGACUCUUCUAGACAAUGGUUGUGACGUCAAAACCAGCCAAUUCGAUUUUGACCAGCCACUCAUCUGUGCUGCGGGCGGUGGACAUGAUGCAAUCGUGACUCUACUACUCGAGAACGAAGCGGACCCGAAUGAAGUCAGGAUGGAUGGCGAAACGCCGCUGUCAUCGGCCAUGCGCUUUGGUCAUGUUCGCAUCAUAAAGGCUCUGUUAAACGCUGGUGCCGAGCGCGAGUACGAUUAUAGCGCUACGAAGACUAAGGCGGUGAUGGAGGCCAUUCUCGACAGCGGCGCAGAGCCAGACGAAGAAGAGCUGGGAUAUUUGCUCUCCGUCGGCGUGUGCAAAACAAGCACGCUCGAGAACAUGUACGACGCUCGUCUCAUGCUCCUGCAACGUGGAGCACCGGUCAACUUUUGUUCGUAUGGCGGACAAACGCCUCUCCACCACAUAAUGAACCGUGGGAGCUGCGUACCUUCUGUCGUGGAUCUUCUUCUCCGCUGGGGGGCGGACGAGACCAUGAAGGAUGAGAGGGGCAAAACUCCCGCCGAUUACCUCGGCCGCAUCCGGAAUCUCGAUCCAGCUGUGGCUGAGCGCGUCCGCCACCUCCUGGUGAACGCUCCCAAGGACAGAGCAUGGCGUCGCCGGGGAUGGCUCGUCAUGCUUCGUGCGCACACGCUGGCGGCGGGGGAACCUGUGGACAUCCCCGAGCCGAAAAAAAGAGGGGGUGGGGGUGGAGUCUGCCCACUCAAAUUUGUGUUAUCGCUGAAUGAGGAUGCAGUGUUCCGUGAGGUUGUGGCUUUCCUGUGA
This is a messenger RNA of Ectocarpus siliculosus, 1413 nucleotides long. Lineage: Eukaryota; Phaeophyceae; Ectocarpales; Ectocarpaceae. The record is from the annotation of a GenBank genome assembly.